Molecule: messenger RNA, 1385 nt
Organism: Calliphora vicina (urban bluebottle blowfly)
Lineage: Eukaryota; Metazoa; Arthropoda; Insecta; Diptera; Calliphoridae
Product: nucleolin
Exons: 1
Coding region: 91-1359 (422 amino acids)
Molecular function (GO): nucleic acid binding
Source: RefSeq, a predicted model, not a curated record
AUUGAAAACAACACGUGCGAAGGAAUUGUGCAUUUUGUUAAUUAAAAUAAUAGUUUAUUUAAUACAGAAAAACUUAAAAAAAUAACAAAAAUGAAGCGUAAAAAUGUAAAUGUAGUACCAACAAAUGUGUCCGAAGAAGAGUCUUCAGAUGAUGAGCAACAAAUAACAGAUGACGAUUUAGAAAUGGAUGGUGAUGAGGAAGAAAGUGUAAUUGAUAAUGAUGAAGAAGCUGAAGAUAGUGACAACGAGGCUUUAGAUGCCAGUGCCACAGAUUCCGAUGAGGAUGGAAGUGAUGUUGAGUCAGAUACUAAUGAGGAUCAAGAGGAAGUCGUACCACAAAAAUCAAAAAGCGAAAAGGUUAAAGAAGAGAUAUUGCAAAGAUACGAACAAAGACAUGGUAAACAAUUAUACAUACGCUUUCCUCACAAAGUUCCUGAAACACAGGAAGCUUUAGAUGAGAAGGUUAAAGAACUAACACCCUUAGUAGUGAAAGUACACAAGCCUCGUCAAAGGCAUGUACGGUUUUGCUUAGUCGAUUUUGCCACUAAUGAAGAUCGUGAUGCUGCUUUAAAUGAUCUUAACAAAUCCAUUAAAGAAGGUACUUUGGAGAAAUAUGUUGUAAAAAUACCACGCACAGAAAGCUCAGAUUUUGUAAGUGAAUUGGCCGAACGUAAAAUAAAAUCUAUUGAAAAUAAGAAAGCUAAACUUCGUUUGAAAAAGGCCAGCAAAAAGUCUUUGAAAGAGAAUAAUUUCACAUCCACUGUUAUAGUUCUAAAUCUGCCGAAAACGGCAUCACUUUUACAGGUACGUGAACUAUUUAAAAAUGCUGUCGACAUAAAUAUUAAGCCGGGCAAAGGCAAAAUUAAUAAAGACAAGUGUAUAGCUGCUAUUACAUUGCCCACUACUAUGGAUGCUAGGAAUACUAUUAAGAAGAAGUUAUCUUUGGAAGGCAAUCAAUUGAUUAUUAGGUUCGAUAAUCAAAAGUCAAAGAAAAAACGGAAGUCUGAUAAAACGAAAAACAUUGGAAAUAAAAAAGAUGAGCAAAUUAAGGAAGAAUCGGAACGAAAAUUAGAAACAUCUUCUAAUACUACAAAAGAUGAAAGUGUAACGGAAAAUGAAACAGUAAAAAAAAUUAAUACCAAUAAAGGUAAGAAAGGUAAAAAAAACACUGUUGAAAAUAAGCAAACUAAGGAAGAAUCAGAGCCUAAACAAAAGAAACCAAAAUUAGAAACACCUUCUAAUGCUACAAAAGAUGAAAUUGUAACGAAAAAUGAAGCAGUAAAGAAAAUUAAUAACAACAAAAGUAAGAAAGGUAAAAAAAAUACUGUUCAAAAUAAGCUAAAAGUAGCAACAAAAUAAAUAUAUUGGCAUAACAAAAAAAGAAA